AUGCCCUUGUCGCCAAUACACGCUGCGUCCCUCGUGGACCCCGCCACCCACUCGCCUGCGAUGAUGGAGCUCGUUGAUAUACGCCUCACAAAGCCGGUCGUCGAAUACCUCAUUGAGAGUGUUGUUGAGACCGUCGACUUCGCCGUGGGCCGUGCCUCGACACCGAGGGGCCGCAACCCGUCGUGCUACCUCUCCUCGUUCACCACCUUUGUGCACAAUGUCCUCACUCGCGCCGAAGUAACGCCCGCCACUGUCCUAACUUCCCUCAUCUACAUCGCCCGCACCCAUCCCCAUCUGUCCAUCGCGCUUGAAGAGUGGGCGUUGGAGCCGCGUCUUCCUCGGCGCGCUUAUUGUCGCCUCCAACGGGAUGUGGGCCGGAUCGAGCGCGAAUUCCUCGAGGUGCUCAACUGGGAGCUUUCCAUUAAAGAAUCCGACCUCCUUGCGCACCACUCCGCGCUUAUGGCCAUCGCCUUCCCCUCCAAAUUCACUCCCACUUCCUUCGUCCGCACACACGCCCGCCACGCCUCAUCCCCUCCCCUUCCCGACCUUGCCCCGAGUUCACCAGGCUCGUCGCUCGGCUCGUUCUCGCCCCCCACGCCUCUGCAGCAGCACGUGUCCGUGGAGGUUGUCCCCCAACAGAAGGGCAAAUUCAGCGACAUUACCCGCGCGUUUCCCAUCCCUAUGACCCUCCGCCACCACGGCGGCGUAAAGACGCCCCUUGGCGUCAAGUUUCUCGCAACCUGCGAUCCGCGCGAAUAUGAGUAG
This is a messenger RNA of Mycena indigotica, 765 nucleotides long. Its product is annotated as Cyclin N-terminal domain-containing protein. Lineage: Eukaryota; Fungi; Basidiomycota; Agaricomycetes; Agaricales; Mycenaceae. The transcript is spliced from 3 exons. Bases 1 to 765 code for a protein of 254 amino acids. The record is from RefSeq and is a predicted model, not a curated record.